Aricia agestis (brown argus) is the source of this 721-nucleotide messenger RNA. It is a transcript of the gene Archease, whose product is annotated as protein archease-like. The record is from RefSeq and is a predicted model, not a curated record. The coding region runs from base 217 to 696 and encodes 159 amino acids. Gene Ontology annotation, cellular component: tRNA-splicing ligase complex. NCBI's taxonomy places the organism in Eukaryota, Metazoa, Arthropoda, Insecta, Lepidoptera, Lycaenidae. Gene Ontology annotation, biological process: tRNA splicing, via endonucleolytic cleavage and ligation. The transcript has 3 exons.
AGCUCUUACUUUUGUAUUUCCAAAGUUAACUUCUAUUAAAAAGUGUUAGAAAUAAAAUUAAAUUGUAAAAAGUUUGUUACUGUGAAAGUCUAUCUAGAAGAAAAAUUUGAUUAAUCUACUGUUCCUAUAGUAUGACUAAUAGUAAUUUUCAUCGAGGAAACUUCGUUUAUUUUUGUUGUUUUGUAAAGAAACCUUAAGCUUAAAUUCACUACAAAUAUGGAUGAAGAAAUGGGAGGACUUGUACAAGAAGAUUUUAUAUUGCCACCCAUCAAAUAUGAAUAUUUGGACCACACAGCUGAUGUACAAUUACAUGCAUGGGGUGACAGUUUAAAGGAAGCAUUUGAACAGUGUGGAAUGGCAAUGUUCGCCUACAUGACUGAGAUGGACUAUGUGCAGAUAAAAGAGGUUCACACUAUUGAAGCAAAUGCUGAUGAUCUGAUGGGUCUCCUAUAUCACUUUCUGGAUGAACUGCUCUUCCUGUUUUCUGUUGAGCCGUUCUUAAUCUGUAAGAAGUUAGUGAUAACAGAAUUCAACACUCAAGAAUUUAGGAUAGUUUGCAAAUGCUAUGGGGAAGAGUUUCAAAUUGGUAAACAUCCCCAGGGAACUGAAGUUAAAGCAAUAACAUACUCCGCCAUGCAGAUCAUUGAUGAACCAAAGGACAAUAAGUAUGAAGUGUAUGUAAUUAUUGAUAUUUAAAUAUAUAAAUAUUAUUUUCGUUUUU